Molecule: messenger RNA, 1316 nt
Organism: Mercenaria mercenaria
Lineage: Eukaryota; Metazoa; Mollusca; Bivalvia; Venerida; Veneridae
Product: complement C1q and tumor necrosis factor-related protein 9A-like
Exons: 2
Coding region: 67-768 (233 amino acids)
Molecular function (GO): protein binding
Source: RefSeq, a predicted model, not a curated record
UAUGAAACAACUCUGAAAAUAAAUUUAUAGAUAGAAUUAUUUUCGUAUAUAUCGUGACGACUAUCCAUGCCACAACUGAAUUAUCAUCAGAACAUAUUUUGGAAGUCUCGAAGAAAGAACGGAAAAAUUAAAAUGAACACUGUAAUUAUAUUGCUUGUAAUCGCUGUUGUUACAUCAUUGGAAGUAAAUGCAAAUGAACCACAAUGUGUUUGCUCGAAAUUUCACUAUGAGGAACAAAUGUUAGAGAAAAUGGUGAGAAUGGAAUUUGCUGUUGAAAAUAUGAAGAACGAAAUGAACGACGCAAAGACUAGUGUAACGAAGACAGUGGAAGAAUUCAGUCGUCUUAAAGCAGAGCACGAAAAUUCUUUAAAGAAGAAAGAUAGCAUACGCCCAGCCUUCACAGCCGGAUUGUCCGCUCAUCUUACAAAACUUGGACACAAUCAGCCAAUCAUCUUUGACAAUAUCGUUACCAACAUCGGACAAGCCUAUUCAGGAACUACUGGGGUGUUCACCGCGCCAAAGGACGGCGUCUAUUAUUUUGCCGCAACCAUACUGAGUUUUUCUGGACAGUAUGUGGAAACCGAAAUUGUUAAAAAUGGAGAAUCUAUGGUGAGACUAUAUUCGCAAGGCAAAUUUCACGAUCAGGGAACGAGUGGGGUUGUUUUACAGCUGAACGCCUCUGAUGAAGUUUGGGUUAGAAAUAUGAGAACAAAUGGCGAAAAUGUGCAUGGUUCCAACUGGUCUACAUUUUCCGGUUUUCAAAUUUAACAAUGUUAUUCAUUUUUCAGUUUUUGAAAGAUUAUAGUCUCAAUGGUCGAGAUUCACACAAUAACGGUGCUGUGAUUCCUUGGUUAAUGAGGAAACAAAUAGCUACAUAUCUAUAAAGCGAAGGAAGAUAGCGUACUUCACGUGCGUUGUGUCUGACAUGUUUUCAAACACUCAUUUAGUAAAUUACAGAACCAUGUCAAAGUUUAGGUUAUCCUGCACCAAAUUCAAAUUAGUGAACUAGGAGAUAUGCGGGAUAUUCCACCAUGGUAAAAUGUGAUUGGAGAAUAAUGAUUCAUGCGAGUUUGAUUACCUUUUAUAAUUGAAGAGUAAAAUGUUCUUGUAAAUAUAUGCACAAGAUAAUAAUCAUCUCAUCAGAAAAUCUCCUGACAUGUGCAUGUUUUAAUAUAUUGUUUCUUAUAUGAAAGUUUUUUUUAUUUCCAAAGAAACCAAACUUUAGGUGAUUUUAGUAAAACAAAAGUUUUUUGUAAAACAUGUGCCUCAAUCCUUUAUGUUGUAAAGCGGUAGAAAAAAAUAUUGCAUAGACAGUA